AUGGUCGCAAUUGAAUUCAAAGUGUCUGAAUCAGGACGAGCCCGGCCCGAGAAGAACCCGAAAUUGGGAUUUUUCGUCUACCUCCUUGGAUCCGCUGCUAUUAUUGGCGGAUUCUUAUUCGGAUAUGAUACAUCUGUAGUCUCGGCGGCAAUGCUCUAUGUGCCAGAAGCUCCAGGACUCAAGCCAAUGGGAACUGUUUGGAAGGAAGUGAUUGUUAGUAUUACGCCAGGCAUGGCAGCAGUCGGUGCAUGGUUUUCUGGUGCUGGCUCCGAUCGUUAUGGCCGCAAACCUAUCAUCAUCGGCUCCACAAUCAUUUUCAUCGCUGGAGCAAUCAUUUGUGCAGUGGCCUGGACAAAAAUUGUGAUGCUAAUUGGUAGAAUCUUCCUAGGUGUUGGAAUUGGAUUUGCUUCAAUGGUGGUUCCUGUUUAUCUAGGAGAAGCAUCCCCUACUCAUGUCCGUGGCACUCUUGUAUCCGCGUUCGCCAUGAUGAUCAGCUUCGGACAAGUCGUCGCAAAUGUGAUGGGUGGAAUCUUCAGUUACUGGGAUCCAUACACCAUCGGAUGGAGAUUGAUGUUUGCGUUCGCUGGAAUUCCAGCCUUGAUCCAAUUUGUUUGCUUCAUCUUCCUUCCAGAGACCCCAAGAUGGCUUUAUGAGAAUGGACAGACUGAGAGAGCUAAGCAAGUGUUGGAAAAGAUUUAUAGUGGAGACGCGGAGUGGAUCGAGUAUGAGUUAGCUGAAAUUGAAACUUAUGCAGAGGAGAGGAAGAAGCAGAUGGAAGAAGAAAAAAAGUCCGGCCCUGUUAUCUGGCGCAUCCUGAAAACUCCACAUGUCCUGAAAGCCUGCUUCAUUGGAAGUAUGCUUCAAGCCUUCCAACAACUGGCUGGAAUCAACACCAUCUUGUACUACACCGCUGAUAUCAUCCGAUCCGCUGGAAUUGAAAACUAUCACACUAUCAUCUGGAUCUCUGUGAUUCUCUCCAUUUGCAACUUGAUCGGUCCCUUCAUUCCAAUGACCCUAAUUGAAAAGCUCGGAAGAAGAAAGUUGUUCCUUUUCUCCUGUGCUGGUGUCGUCAUUUCUCUAGUCCUCAUCGGUGUCUCCUUCCUUCUUGUUGGAAAUGACUCCGCCCCUAAUUUCGAGAUGUCCUCUUACUCUUUGGCCGGAUCUUAUGACCCACUUCAUCCAGAAGCUGAAUCCUGUCGCAUACUUUCAAAUUGCGAUAGUUGUGUCACUUCGGAGCACUGCGGAUUCUGUGAGGAUUCGGAGACGAAAACUGGAUUCUGUCUUCCUGUCAAUCAUAAUGACCCAACGCUCUUCUCAUCGACAGGACUUUGCACUAGUGGGGUGGAUAAGAGCAACUCCAGCUUCCCUAAUGCAACUUCCUUCACCUGGCAAAAACACCACUGCACCACUUCCUACACCAUUCUCCCUAUUGUAAUGAUGGGUGUCUAUCUUCUAACCUUCUCCUCUGGAUUCACAUCUCUUCCAUGGGUUCUGAAUUCUGAAUUCUAUCCAAUGUGGGCCAGAUCCACGUGUGUCUCUAUCUCAACACUAUCCAAUUGGGUAUUUAAUUUAUUGGUCUCUCUGACCUAUUUGUCUUUGACUCAUGCCAUAACCAAGUAUGGUGCAUUUUGGCUUUAUGCUAUUUUCACUAUUAUUGCCUUUAUUUUCAUCUAUUUCCUGGUACCAGAAACAACUGGUUAUUCUAUUGACGAGGUGGAAAUGCUGUUCAUGAACAAGCGCCAACGCAACAUUGCAAUGCAAAUUCGUCAAGCCAAGCUGGAAGCCAAUGACAAGGACAAAGAUAAAAAUUCAUCCGCCACCCUGUCCACAGAGACAAUAACUAUGUAG
Messenger RNA from Caenorhabditis briggsae, 1848 nucleotides. It is a transcript of the gene Cbr-hmit-1.2, whose product is annotated as Protein CBR-HMIT-1.2. The coding region runs from base 1 to 1848 and encodes 615 amino acids. NCBI's taxonomy places the organism in Eukaryota, Metazoa, Nematoda, Chromadorea, Rhabditida, Rhabditidae. The record is from RefSeq and is a predicted model, not a curated record. Gene Ontology annotation, biological process: transmembrane transport. Gene Ontology annotation, molecular function: myo-inositol:proton symporter activity. The transcript is spliced from 5 exons. Gene Ontology annotation, cellular component: membrane.